Messenger RNA from Dictyostelium discoideum AX4, 891 nucleotides. Its product is annotated as amino acid kinase. Gene Ontology annotation, molecular function: isopentenyl phosphate kinase activity; kinase activity. Lineage: Eukaryota; Evosea; Eumycetozoa; Dictyosteliales; Dictyosteliaceae. The record is from RefSeq and is a predicted model, not a curated record. The transcript is spliced from 2 exons. Bases 1 to 891 code for a protein of 296 amino acids.
AUGCAAGAAAAUAAACAACAAUUAAUUAUAAUUAAAUUUGGGGGGGCUUAUAUUAGUAAAAAAGAUAAAUUAGAAACAAUUUGGAAAGAGAACAUUGAUAAUUUAGUUUAUAUUAUCAAAACGCUAUCAAUUGAUUAUAAUCAUAAAAUUAUACUUAUUAUUGGUGCAGGAUCAUUUGGACAUCAUUCAGCCAAUCAAUAUAAAGUUAAAUAUGGUCUUUCAAGUAAUUGUGGUGAUAAUAAAUUUCUUUGUGAAGGUAUUUUAAGAACUAGAGAAUCAGUAACAACUCUAUUAGAUAUUGUAAAGAAAGAAUUGGUAAACAAUGGACUAAACGUUUGUUCAAUGUCACCAUUUUCAUCAUGGAGAACUAAUAAUGGUGGUGAUAAUGUAGUUCAAGAUAAUAUUGAUAAUAUUAAUUUUAGUUUAAAUCAUUUCCCAAAAAUUAUACCAAUUUUACAUGGUGAUGUUUGUCUUGAUAAUACUUUAGGUUGUACAAUAAUAAGUGGUGAUACAAUAAUAAGAGAAUUAUGUUAUAAAUUAAAACCAAAUAAAUGUAUAUAUGUUAGUGAUGUUAAUGGUGUAUAUGAUUCAAAUCCAAAAGAAAAUGAAAAUGCUCAACUAUUAAGUAAUAUUAAAGUUUCAGAAAUUGAUGGUUGUGAUAAUAAUAACAAUAAUAAUAAUAAUGAUAAUAUUAAAUUAACUUUAGAUAGUAACUCAAAAGAUGUUACAGGUGGUAUGAAAGCAAAAUUGGAUUCCGCAAUUAAAGUAGCAAGAAAUAAAACUUACACACUAAUAAUUGGUGGUUCAUAUAGCAAAAAUGAAAUUUUAGAUACAAUUCUCAUUGAUGAUCCAAUUAAUAUCAAAAAAGGAACAUUUCUUAGUAUUCAAUAA